Molecule: messenger RNA, 1878 nt
Organism: Gracilinanus agilis (Agile Gracile Mouse Opossum)
Lineage: Eukaryota; Metazoa; Chordata; Mammalia; Didelphimorphia; Didelphidae
Gene: IL23R
Product: interleukin 23 receptor
Exons: 10
Coding region: 1-1878 (625 amino acids)
Biological process (GO): cytokine-mediated signaling pathway
Cellular component (GO): external side of plasma membrane
Molecular function (GO): cytokine receptor activity; protein binding
Source: RefSeq, a predicted model, not a curated record
AUGAGAAAAGCCCUUGGCCAAUGGGAAGUAGCAAUAGCAUUUUGUCUAUUCUUCAACUGGACUUUUGGAGAUCUAACAAAGGUCACUUGCUCCGGCUGGGUCUGGGUAGAGCCGGCCCCCAUCUUUGAGAUGGGAUUGAAUGUUUCUAUCAUCUGCCAGUCCACUCUGCGACACUGCCAGCCGAGGGGGUUCCAUUUGUAUAAAACCAGCAAACAUGUCCAGGACAGGCUUCACAUGAAAAAAAUCAACCAAACAACAGCCCAGCUCCGGCUUAGCAACUUCCAAGAGCCCAGGGCCCAAGUGUUCUGUACGGUGGCAUGUGCCAGGCAGGAUGGAGAGACGCUGAUAUGCGGGAAAGACAUUGCUUCUGGCUACCCUCCCGCUGUUCCUGCCAAUUUAACGUGCUUCAUUUCUGAACAUUCUGGCCACAUGACGUGUACGUGGGAUGCAGGGAAGCCUACCUACAUGGACACCCAGUACAGCGUGCAUGUGAAGAGCUUGCAGACGGGAGAAGAACAGCUCUAUCUCACCUCCAAGUCUCUCCACAUUUCCACCAACACGCUACGGAGCGGUAAACUGUACUCCGUGUGGGUCCGAGCAUCAAACGCCCUCGGCGCGGAGGAGUCCGACCACCUGCGAGUGAAUCUUGACGAUAUAGUGAUCCCUGCCCUCCCGGUCAUCACGAGGGCUGAGGACCUCAGUACCUCCGUGCCCACCACUAUCAUCCAUUGGCAACAUCUGACACUAAUGGCUGGAGUUUUCUGUGAGAUGAGACACAAGGCGGCCACCAGCCCAUCUUGGAAGGUUAAAGAACUGGAGAUCAACCUGACCUCAACACCAUACACAGAGUUGGAGCCCAACACCAAGUACGAGUUUCAAGCUCGCUGUCGACAGAGGGGGAGAGGGUACGGGCAGGAGUGGAGCGUGCCCUUUUUUCACAACACCCCGGCAGCAGCUCCCCAGGUCGACUUGAAAUCGUUCCAAGACGAGCCUCGCCAUGUUGUACUCAUAAAUGCUUCCAUCUUUAAAGACCCUUUGAUUUCCGGCAAUAGAAAUCCCAGCGCUGGACUUCUGACUGGAAUGGUCCUUGGUGUCACGGUGCUAUCUGCUCUUUUCUUGACUGUGAUAUUUAAACAAUCACUCAGAGUUAGAAUUAAAAGAAGACUCCUGUUGUUCCUACCAACUUGGCUUCAUGAAGAUGUUCCCAAUGUGAGAAUUAAUUGUGCCCUGAAAACCCUCCAGGAAAUAAAUGAAUUUAUAAUGAAUCAUCCCGGUGAGCCGUUCCUGGAUCCGGACCCAAUCAUCACAGAGGUAGAAGAAACCUUCCUCCACAAAGAACGGCCACCCGCACACUCCCAGGUGGAAAGCACGGCCGAGCUCGUGGCCAUCGGGGACCGCCUGGAAAGCUCUCCGCUGGAGGAUCUAACCGUGUCUUACCUCCCAGCCCCCAGCACCGGCUACAAACCGCAGAUCUCCCAUUUGUCUCCUUUGGAGAACCCUCCCUGUGAGACGAGCGAGCCGGGAAUCUCAGCCCUCGAAUUCCGAGGCGAUUCCCUGGGCUUGGGCAAGAACGUUGUGAUCAGAAACUGUCCGAGCCCAGUUUUCCCCAGCUCCAGCCCGAGUGCUGGGAGGGACUUUUUAUCCCUGGAAAAAAUAGGCCUCGUCCUUGACCACAGUGAAAGUGGUCCGGUGGAAGGACCAGAAGAGGCCGACGUGGAGGCUCUGAUGCUCCUGGAAAAACAGCCGUCCAGGGAGAGUCUUCUGGAGCAGACCCUGCUGCCCGACGCCCUGGCCUCGUGUUUGAGGGUCACCGGUGGGGAGGAGGCCCCAGAGGUACGCUCUUACUUUCCACAGAGGUUCGGAAGGCCAUUUCCAUAA